Euleptes europaea (tarantolino) is the source of this 822-nucleotide messenger RNA. It is a transcript of the gene SCO1, whose product is annotated as protein SCO1 homolog, mitochondrial. Gene Ontology annotation, cellular component: mitochondrial inner membrane. The transcript has 6 exons. The record is from RefSeq and is a predicted model, not a curated record. Gene Ontology annotation, molecular function: copper ion binding; copper chaperone activity. NCBI's taxonomy places the organism in Eukaryota, Metazoa, Chordata, Lepidosauria, Squamata, Sphaerodactylidae. The coding region runs from base 1 to 786 and encodes 261 amino acids. Gene Ontology annotation, biological process: intracellular copper ion homeostasis; mitochondrial respiratory chain complex IV assembly.
AUGGCCGCCUCAUUCAGGCCCUCCUUGCGGCUGCUGGCAGGGCGGCUGCUGCUGCUGCGAGCCCCGCCGCGCUGUGCUUGCUCCUGUCAUCCUGCCCGCUCCUUGGCCACGGAGCCCCCGGGCAGUAGGCCGCGGGAAGGCCCCAGCAAACCUGGGCCUGUGACUUGGAAAUCUCUGGCAAUUACUUGUGCUGUUGGUGGAGGAGUGUUUGCAGCAAUGAAAUAUUUCAAGAAAGAAAAAGAAGACAUGCUUGAGAAGGAGCGGAAACGAGCGCUGGGAAAGCCAUUGUUAGGUGGCCCUUUCUCACUUAUUGAUCAUGAGGGACAACCCAAGACAGAUCGUGACUAUCUGGACCAGUGGGUGUUAAUGUACUUCGGUUUUACACACUGCCCUGACAUCUGCCCUGAAGAGCUGGAAAAAAUGAUUCUAGCAGUGGACAUAGUUGAUCGCAUCCCAUCUCUGCCAAACGUCACCCCUCUCUUUAUCAGCAUUGAUCCGGAGAGAGACACCAAAGAAGCCAUUGCCAGAUAUGUUAAAGAGUUUUCACCGAAGUUGGUGGGAUUGACGGGUACCAAAGAGCAGAUUGAUCAGGUAGCUCGAACCUACCGUGUCUAUUACAGCCCUGGGCCAAAAGAUGAAGAUAACGAUUAUAUAGUGGAUCACACCAUCAUAAUGUAUCUCGUCGGGCCAGAUGGGGGCUUCGUCGAUUACUUCGGCCAAAACAAGAAGCAUUCUGAGAUUGCAGCUUCAAUCGCUGGGCACAUGAGACAGUAUAAGCCAAGCUAAGGGACAGGAAGUUUUUGGCUACAAGGCAAGCAAGUG